ACAGGAAAGCUGUUUCCAGAAAGAUGGCGGCACCUGUCAGUAACAGCUCAGGCUGUUGGGGAGUCCCAGAGGUUUAUAAACACCAUGAGCAGCGCAAAGUUUGCAUUUCACGACCAAAAUAUAGAGAAGGCAGGAACGCGAAAGCUGUUAAGGUGUACACCAUCAACUUAGAGUCUCGUUACCUGAUGGUCCAAGGGGUCCCAGCCAUUGGAGUGAUGACGGAGCUGAUCCAGCUGUGUGCCCUGUACGGAGCCGUGGAGGAGUACAGACCCCUGGACGAGUACCCGGCUGAGGAGUUCACGGAGGUCUACCUCGUCAAGUUCCAGAAACUCACCAGUGCCAGAGCAGCCAAACGACGCAUGGAUGAGAAGAGUUUCUAUGGUGGUGUGCUGCACGUGUGCUACGUCCCAGAAUAUGAGACAGUGGAAGACACCAGGCUGAAGCUGCAGGACAGGAGGAGAUAUAUACUCAGGGCUGUUCAUAAUAAAGCAAAAGAAAAGGAGCAGAAAGAGACAGCAGAAAAGGAGCCCACUAUGUCAUCAGACACAGCCACCACAUCAGAGAGGAUCGUCAUGAGACAUGAUAAAGCCUCUGAUGAUGAUAAUACAGGGGAAGCUUCAAACGUCAGCAAACAUCCAAGCUUUCCUCCUCUGCCAUUACCUCCCCGGGAAUAUAAUUACUAUGGACAUAAAACUCAGCAUGGGACUGUAUCAACAGAGGACAAAAUGGGGACAUUACAUAAUGCCAUCAUUGUCACAAAACAGCAGCCAGCGCCAAGUUCAAGCUCCAGCCAGACCUCUUCAGACGGACACAAAGGCGCAAAACACAGACUGACCUCAAAACCUUCUGCGGUCAGAUUUGUCCCACGGAGCACAAAUUUAGAGAAUAGGAAGCGCAAAAUGGAUGAGGGGCACUCACUGACCGAUGCUACUAGAAAUGAUGAGCCACUUAUUGGGCCAAAGCUACCAGAGCCACCUAAACUAGACAUGGAGGAUGAGUCGCUGAACACAACUGUAAGCCUGAUCAGGAACACAAUGAAACAGGUGGAAUCUGUUCCUGACCUCAAACCAGUGGAGAAAAAGGUGAAACCACGUCGUCGGAUAUGAUCAUGUGACCUGUCUCGAUGCUGGAUUUUAUGCAGAGAUUACUGCUGCUGCUUUGGAAAAUGACUGGUCAAACCGUUU
Larimichthys crocea (large yellow croaker) is the source of this 1184-nucleotide messenger RNA. It is a transcript of the gene rbm48, whose product is annotated as RNA binding motif protein 48. Gene Ontology annotation, cellular component: nucleoplasm. Gene Ontology annotation, molecular function: nucleic acid binding. The transcript has 5 exons. The record is from RefSeq and is a predicted model, not a curated record. Bases 24 to 1106 code for a protein of 360 amino acids. NCBI's taxonomy places the organism in Eukaryota, Metazoa, Chordata, Actinopteri, Sciaenidae.